AUGUCAGGGGAAUGGUCUGUUGGGCUCUGCAGCUGCUUCGGAGAUGUCGGCACCUGUUGCUUGACUUGCUGGUGCCCCUGUGUUACAUUUGGCCGUGUCGCAGAGGUUGUGGACAGAGGCUCCACAUCAUGCUGCAUGAGUGGGACCCUGUAUGUUCUGCUCCUGUCCAUAGGUUGCCAGUGGUUGUAUACUUGUAGCAAACGCUCCUCAAUGAGGGCACAAUACAACUUACAAGAAUCGCCAUGCUUGGACUGUUGUGUUCACUUCUGGUGCGACACCUGCGCGCUGUGCCAGGAGUAUAGAGAGCUCGAGAAGCGCGGCUUCAAUAUGGCCAAAGGAUGGGAAGGUAGCAACAAGGUGGUGGGGUGUGUACAAGGGAUGAGGCCGCCACGGAAGCAAUCAAUGUGCUUCUAG
Panicum virgatum (switchgrass) is the source of this 414-nucleotide messenger RNA. RefSeq names its product cell number regulator 11-like. The transcript is spliced from 4 exons. The record is from RefSeq and is a predicted model, not a curated record. The coding region runs from base 1 to 414 and encodes 137 amino acids. NCBI's taxonomy places the organism in Eukaryota, Viridiplantae, Streptophyta, Magnoliopsida, Poales, Poaceae.